Messenger RNA from Fusarium fujikuroi IMI 58289, 2829 nucleotides. RefSeq lists its product as uncharacterized. The record is from RefSeq and is a predicted model, not a curated record. The transcript has a single exon. Bases 1 to 2829 code for a protein of 942 amino acids. NCBI's taxonomy places the organism in Eukaryota, Fungi, Ascomycota, Sordariomycetes, Hypocreales, Nectriaceae.
AUGGCAACCGCAUUUGGCCCCGAGCGGCUAACCCGUCCAACUCCCGGCCCAGCGUUCGAUAGCCCUUCCGAUCGAUUCGCUUCCUCAAUGAACUCAUUUGCUGGCCCCCAUUCGGUUGAAUCACAGGCUCAGCUCGAUGAGCCGCCGCCAAACCCUCCAUUCGUCUUUCCAGCCAAACCGCCAGCCCCGGCGUCCGCGCCCUCUUCCUUCUCGCGGGCGACCGGACGUCGUCCAAUGUCGGCCAUUGAGACUCCCAACUUUAGCUUUGGGUUUUCUGCUGAAAAUGCAGACGGACAGUCUCGUUCGGCAUUGCCUGACUUUAGUUUCAACCCUGGUGCUCUACUUUCGCCAGACCGCGAGAACAAUUUUCUCCUGACCCCUCCAAUUUCGCCUCAUUCUCCCAGAAACAUUGCUUCAUCACAGCGACCUGGCGGCCAUGGACAUCGAAGAGGUGGGAGUGAAUUUGUUGGGGGACGGAUCCGCGAGGGCAACUCGAUCGCCAUCAUGAGCACUAGUCCUACCAAGUCAGAGAGUGGACUCGUAACACCGACAUUUCAACCACCAAGAAGAGGCCAUCGACGAGGGAUUUCAGGCGCUAUCUCAACAAAUGACUUACCAAUUCUCCAGCCUCCCGUCUUUGAUGCCGCUGGUCGAGGAAACAGUGCACCGACUAGCCCUACCACCUUCGGCCAGCCUAGUAACCAGCCAUCUCUACCUCUAGAUGAGAAGGUUGUACCUGAGCCUGAAUCUGUUCCUGAACCCGAGGCGCCAAAGGAAACUGAGAAGCUUGUUUCAGUCCCUCCACCGAGCGAGAGCCCCAAGCAACCCAAGGCUCGUGUCGGCUUCUCUGACACGCUUGAGUUUAUCCCACGACCCUUGUCCCUAGUCUCUAAUGAGACUUCCAGUACCGUAACAGCGCGACCUGGGCACUCUGUAUCUGGCAGCAUAUCGUCAAUUGUUUCAGCUGCAUCUCAUAACGGCCGUGAUAGUCCUUCGCCAUUAUCUCAAACAUCAACUCGCGAAAUUUCAGAUUCGAGGCCAAGCACUGCAGGCGCUAUUCUCGAGCGUACUCCUGAUCAAGCUAACACGCCAUCUUCACCAAAACGUCGAAAUUCGAUUCCGACAUUACUCAAUUUUGCUGAGGCUCCCAAAGCGGAAGAUCCUGAACCAAGUCCGACAAGGAAGCGCUGGUCAUUUUUCGUUCGAGACUCAUCAACUGGAAAUACAUCACCUGGCAAGAGACCACAGAGCGCCGGGUCAAUUGAUCUGUUAACAAAGGCAUUGCCCGUGACUGGACACGGAGUUGAUCCAGUUGGCCAAAAUGCUGAAAACGCCACCGUCAAGAGUAAGAGCAGCAAAAAGAGUAAGAAGAAGAAGAAGAAGAAGAAGGUGAAAGGCUGGGCUGGGGCUAUAUUGCCACGAAAGCCUAAAUCUCACAGCAAGCGAUCAAAAUCUGAAGGCGGCCGACCUCCAACUCCUCCAGCCCCUAGAGUCGCUCCAUAUGAAGGCGAGGAUGCCAUGUAUGGAGAGCCUGAAUUGUUGGAAAUUUCGACACCAACUCUCACAGUCACCGAAUCCCCCGACAUCCCUCAAGAUGAAGCACCGAAGCGAUCAGCAGAUGAAUCAUCAUAUCCUAUGAUCGACCUCGAUGCAGCUCUCGGCCCGUUCAACACUCCUCUACCACUCAAUCCAGAGUGGGAGGCAGCGCAACGAGCUGCUGGCGGUGCCGGUAAGCGGCGACUCCAUAGUGCUCAAGGCAUGAAGGGCUUUAGUGGUCCUGGUAUGCAUUAUCAUCGUCGAGCAGAAUCUGCUCCCGAUCUACCUCCAUUUGAUCCAGGCCGUGCUGGCAUGCACCGCUACAACAGUAGUUCAACAAUGGCCGAUGUUUUCGAAGAAGAUGAAGAGGAUGACGACGACAACGCCAGAUCUGGGACAACAGAUGACUCUUCUGAAGAAGAGACUGACUCUGACAGUGAUGCUACACCUCCAGCUGCUGUUACAAGAGAUCCCUUACGUGACUCGCAAGACAAGCUUUCAAUACACAGCUCAAGUCAACCGAACCAGGCCAUGAGACGAACCACCUCCAGCCUGAGUGACAAGGAUCAAAUAUCUGCGACUACGGUGCGGGGUGAGCGCUCGAGGUCAUCUUUACACGAAAGCGUUAUCGCCGAGGAGAUGCCAAGUGUGAUUUUUCGAUCCCCUUUCAUGCCUGCUGAGCGAACCGAGGCUACUGAUUCUACCCCUUCUUCAUUGAGAAGGUUCUCAGGCACCAAGGAUCUGUCACCUGGUGAAGUCAGCCCCUUGCAUCUUCCUGCACCAGCCAAUGUUCCGAACAGCCCUUAUGCUAUGAGCUACUCGUCUUCUUUCCCGUCUCCUCGGUCUCCUAUGUCCGUUGAGGUCCAGCGAAUCUCAACCGCUCCCUCAUCAGUUACCGACGAGAACAACUUUCGGUCUCUGCUUUUGAUGGGAGAGCCUGGACCCGAGGUUCGAGUUUCGGUGGAUUAUGAUAUCCCGUCAUUGACAUCUAGCAACUCUACAAUGACGAGGGAAAGCAUGUUCCUGCCCAGCCAGCGUCAAUCCCAGCCCGCUCUCCGAGAACCUCGACCAGUUUCGGUUUCCUCUGCUGCUUUCGGACGACGUCGAUCGAGUCUUGCCAGCCUCAGCCGUCUCAUCAGUAGCUCGCAUGGUGAACGGAGCAAGCUCUCAAUGGAGGUCACACUGGACAACGACGAGAACCACAAGAAAGCAAAGAGUAGCAGAACGAAGAAACUGGGUCGAAUGAUGCAGUUUUGGAAGCCCGCUAAGGAGAAAGAGGGGGAGGCGAAGUAA